This is a messenger RNA of Peromyscus eremicus (cactus mouse), 2556 nucleotides long. Its product is annotated as vomeronasal type-2 receptor 116-like. Gene Ontology annotation, molecular function: G protein-coupled receptor activity. The record is from RefSeq and is a predicted model, not a curated record. NCBI's taxonomy places the organism in Eukaryota, Metazoa, Chordata, Mammalia, Rodentia, Cricetidae. Gene Ontology annotation, cellular component: membrane. Gene Ontology annotation, biological process: G protein-coupled receptor signaling pathway. The transcript is spliced from 6 exons. The coding region runs from base 4 to 2556 and encodes 850 amino acids.
AAGAUGUUGUCUUUGCUCUUUGUCUUCCUGGUACUGAAGCCUGCCUUACUGCUCUGCAGUUUGACUGACCCUGUGUGCUUUUUCAGAGUGAAAGACAAGGAAAACCCAGAAGGAGAUAAAGAUACUGAUUGUUCCUUUUUCAUUUAUACAGAACAUGGAAAUAUGAAAAGUGAUUAUUUCAGUGGAAGUCUAGAUAAACAGUUGACACCAAAGAAUGUCCACUUGAUUUUCUCUCUUUAUUAUGCCAUGGAAGAAAUCAAUAGAAACCCUCAUAUUUUACCAAAUAUUUCUCUGCUAGUUAACAUCAAAUGUAACCUGGUGGAGGAGAAGAAGAAAUAUGGUCUAUCUCCAAAAAGUAGUGAAAACUUUCCUAACUACUACUGCAAAGAUCAGAGAAAACAUUUAAUUGUACUUACAGGACCCAUAUGGGGAGUUUCUGCAACUUUUGGACCAUUGUGGUACAUGUCUAGAACUCCAGAGCUCUACUAUGGUUAUUUUCAACCUCUCCUGAAUGUCCAUGAACAAUUUCCUCACCUCUAUCAGAUAUCUCCAAAGGACACAUCUCUGCCACUAGCCAUGGUGUCCCUACUGAUUUACUUCAGAUGGAAUUGGGUGGGAGUGAUCAUUUCAGAUGAUGACCAUGGAAUUCAAUUUCUUUCUGAAUUGAGAGAGAAGAUGCAAAGAAACAUUGUCUGUUUAGCAUUUGUAAGUAUUAUCAUCCACGGGAAUUUAUCAUUCCUUAAAAUGGCUGAUAAGUACUUUCACCAGAUCAUGAUGUCAUCAGCAAAAGUUGUGAUUGUUUAUGGAAACAAAGACUCUACUGUACAACUGAACUUUAUACUAUGGAAAUCUGUAACAGUUAACAGAAUCUGGGUCAGUAUGUCACAAUUUGAUAGAAUCACAAUUAAAGGACAUUUCUUGCUUAACUCCCCCUAUGGGACUUUCAUUUAUUCACAUCAGAAUUCUGAGAUAUCUGGUUUUAAACAAUUUAUGCAGAGAGUGCACCCUUCAAAUUACAGUAAUGAAAUUUCAUUGGCUAGACUAUGGUGGAUUUAUUUUAAUUGUUCUUUGUCAUCAUGUAUUUGUAAGAAUCUGAAAAAUUGUUCAACCACAAAUAUAUUCAAGUGGUUGUUUAGGCACCAGUUUGGAAUGUCCAUGAGUGACUCAAGUUAUAACUUAUACAAUGCUGUGUAUGCUGUGGCCCACUCACUCCAUAAAAUGCUUCUGAAACGAGUAGACAUAUGGUCAGAGAAUGCUGGAAAAGGACUGGAAUUGAACUCCUGGAAGAUGUUCUCUUUUCUGAAGAACAUACAAUUUAUAAAUCCUUCUGGAGAUCUGGUGAAUAUGAACCAAAAGACAAAACAGGAUACAGAGUAUGACAUUUUCUAUAUCACAUAUUUUAAUCACUUUGGACUUAAAGUGAAAAUAGGAAAGUUUUCUGGACAGUUUCCAAAUGAUCCACAAUUGUACAUAUCGGAUGAAAUGAUACAGUGGGCCACAGAUUUUAGACAGAGUCCACCCUCUGUAUGCAGUAGGCCCUGCAGUCCAGGACACAGAAAAUCCCCUCAGGAAGGAAUGGCUGUCUGCUGUUUUGAUUGUGAUCCAUGUCCAGAAAAUAAAAUUUCCAAUAUGACAAACAUGGAUGAUUGUGUGAAGUGUCCAGAUGAUCAGUAUAGCAAUGCAAAACGAACUCACUGCCUCAAAAAAGUUGUGAGCUUUCUGGCUUAUGAAGACCCCUUGGGAAUGUGUCUGGCCAGCUUGGCUCUGUGUUUUUCUUCUCUUACAGCUAUUGUACUAGGUAUAUUUUUGAAACAUCAAGAUACACCCAUAGUUAAGGCCAAUAACCGAGUUCUCAGCUAUGUCCUCCUCAUCUCCCUCAUAUUUUGUUUUCUCUGUCCCUUGCUUUAUAUUGGUCAUCCCCAUAUGGCCACCUGUUUCUUGCAGCAGACAACGUUUGCAAUUGUCUUCACUGUGGCUGUCUCCUCUGUCUUGGCUAAGACAAUUACUGUGGUACUAGCAUUCAAAGUCACUGUUCCAGAUAGAAGAAUGAGGUGGCUGCUGGCAUCAGGUGCACCUAACUUCAUCAUUCCCAUCUGCACUGUGAUCCAACUGAUUCUCUGUGGAAUCUGGAUGGGAACUUCUCCUCCGUUUGUUGAUGAGGAUGUACAUGCUGAGCAUGGCCACGUUUUGAUUGUCUGCAACAAAGGUUCAGUUUUUGCUUUCCACUGUGUCCUGGGAUAUUUGGGCUCCCUUUCCCUGGCGAGCUUCAUUGUAGCUUUCCUGGCCAGAAAUCUGCCUGACACAUUCAAUGAAGCCAAGUUCCUGACAUUCAGCAUGAUGGUGUUCUGCAGUGUCUGGAUCACCUUCCUUCCUGUCUACCAAAGCACCAAGGGCAAGGCUACAGUAGCUGUGGAGAUUUUCUGUAUCUUGGCCUCAAGUGCAGGGCUACUUUCUUGCAUCUUUGCCCCAAAGUGCUACAUUAUUUUGUUCAAACCACAGAUAAAUUCUUUUCAUAAGGUCAGGAAAAGAAAUUCUAAAUCUGAAAAUAUCCAUUAA